AUUUGCAUUUGCAUUGCAGCAUAAACCCCUGAAACAGACAUUGAGCAAAAGAAAGGAAGAGAAGAAGAAGAUUAACAGAAGAACAGGGAAAGAGAGAUGAGCGACGGAGGAAAACGACAAGGUGGAAGAGCGUUGCCUCCGCCACCACGCGGCCCGCCGCCUCCUCCUCCCUCUCGCCCUCGCCUCGAACCUGUCGAUCGCGAAAAGACAUGUCCGUUGCUGCUGCGAGUGUUCACCAAGACCGGAGGUCACCACUCGAUGGAAGACUUCGCCGUCAGAGGAAAAGAGCCAAAGGACGAAGUCCAGAUUUACACCUGGAAGGACGCUACUCUCCGAGAACUCACCGAUCUUGUUAAAGAAGUUGCCCCCGCUGCGAGAAGAAGAAACGCCAAGCUUUCAUUCGCCUUCGUGUUUCCUGAUAAAAACGGCCGGUUCAAAGUUCAAGAGGUGGGUAAGACAUUAUCUUAUGGAAAUGGAAGAUUGGAUGAUGGCAAGGCUUUAGCUGAACUUGGUUUUGAGAUUGGUGAUUACUUGGAUGUGGCUAUUCUGUAGUUUAUUGUGGAUACUGAAUAGCAUCUCGCAAUUGUUACGCGUUUUGGGCUGCUCAUUAGAUUUAUUUUAGAGUUAAAAAGACUGUACCAUGGAAAUAUUUAACUGUUAAGUGUUAUAUGAAACUCAUACAAGUCCAGCUUAUUUGGUUGCAAAAAAUGAUAGAUUGACUAUUUCUAAUCCC
Molecule: messenger RNA, 733 nt
Organism: Vigna umbellata (rice bean)
Lineage: Eukaryota; Viridiplantae; Streptophyta; Magnoliopsida; Fabales; Fabaceae
Gene: SAP18
Product: SIN3 associated polypeptide P18
Biological process (GO): negative regulation of DNA-templated transcription
Cellular component (GO): nucleus
Molecular function (GO): transcription factor binding; transcription corepressor activity
Source: RefSeq, a predicted model, not a curated record